Bactrocera oleae (olive fruit fly) is the source of this 2509-nucleotide messenger RNA. RefSeq names its product choline transporter-like protein 1 (gene Ctl1). Lineage: Eukaryota; Metazoa; Arthropoda; Insecta; Diptera; Tephritidae. Gene Ontology annotation, biological process: transmembrane transport. Gene Ontology annotation, molecular function: transmembrane transporter activity. The record is from RefSeq and is a predicted model, not a curated record.
AGUAGCGCGUUAAAUAGACUCAAAGAAAUUGUUUGAUGCAAGAGAAGAGCCUAAAAACACUGUAGUGAGGAAAGCUGCGUAACAGACAACCAUUAUAAAUUUAGAGUUUCUGGUGAAUUAUCGUUUGAAAUUGCGCUAAAUAGAAGUUAAUAUAACAUUGUUGGAAGUAAGCUAUUAAAAUGGGCUGUGCCGAAAGUAAGGAUGGAGAUGAGCCCCAAAUGAAUCGUCCUAAAUACCGAACAUGUACAGAUACGUUCUGGCUUGCUACAUUUAUACUAUUUUGGUUAUUUCUGAUUGUUAUAGCGAUAUUUUCCUUCGUUUAUGGCAAUCCACUACGUGUGAUUAACGGUUAUGACUCAUUCGGAAAUACUUGUGGCGUAAAGCGCAAUGAAAAAUUCACGAAUUUUCCACUUUCCGGCAUGAACACAAUAGAUAAACCGCAACUGUUUUAUUUUGAUUUUAAAAAUCCGCGUCAAUCUAUUAAAAUUUGUGUAAAAGAAUGCCCUUCAAGAAAUAUCUCUGACGUAAAGGAACUUUACAGAUACUACAUGGACACCAAUACAAAACUUUGCCGCUAUGACUUCAAUAUGGAUACAAUUCUUAAUACAAAUAUAAAAAAUAUUGACGAAUAUUUCAAUUUUUUGGGUCCUUGCCCAAAACUUCCAAUUUAUGAGGAAUCGCCGGUUUUACAUCGUUGUAUGCCGAAAGGUAACAACGCUAAGGAAUUAUACAAUUUGCUUAACUCAUGGGAUGUCGCUCAACAAUUUUUGGCAGAUAUAUAUUCCACUUGGCACAUUGUUGCUAUAAUAUGUGGUAUUUCCUUAUUAAUCUCAAUUGCAUUGGUUACACUAAUGCACUGGAUGUCGCGCAUUAUUUCAUGGCUUAUCUGUGUGCUGGUUAUUGUGGCCAGUUUGGCUUUGACGGCUGCGCUCUGGUAUGCAUAUUAUAGCAUACGAAAUAAGUCACACACAAACGCUCAAUUUUCAAUGUUGGAAGAAUUUAUAAGAAAUGAAGAAGCCGUUUACAUUCUCGCUAUAUUAGCCACCAUCGCUUUGAUAGUUCUCGUUGUUAUUAUUUACUUCCUUAAAAAUAAGCUAUCUGGUUUAUCGGCGCUCUUUGAAGAGGCUGGCAUAUGUAUGAUGAACUUACCGGGCUUACUAAUAGCUCCGUUAUUGGCGUUUGCGGCGUUAGCUUUGUUUUUGGUAUUCUGGGUAUUGGUGGUAGUUUGCAUUGCAACUGCAAGCGCACCUGGACAGAGUCCAAUCGCGCCAUUCGACAACACCGCAGCCCAUCAACAACCAUUUCCCACCGACAUUACUCCACCGAAGAACACCACAGAUGCCAGUUUUAAGACAAUUUUACGCGUAGAAUACACUGACGCAAAGGCAAUAAAAAGCAUGUUUUGGAUUUAUGUGAUUGGUCUUAUUUGGACGACUGAAUUCAUAUUUGCUUGUCAGCAAUUUUCACUUGCGGCGGCUGUUGCUUUUUGGUAUUUCCAAAAGCCCACUUCCACUCCAACUACAUACGCUAUCGGAAAGCUGCUUAAAUACCAUUUAGGCACCGUGGCCAAGGGUUCGUUUGUGAUAACGAUUUUCAAAAUACCACGACUUAUUCUAACAUAUCUUUAUGCCAAAUUUAAAAAGGCUGAAGACAAAGGCUCCGAAUGCGCCUCUUGCUGCCUCAAAUGCUGCAUUUGUGGUUUUUGGCUGCUCGAAAAAUUCAUACGCUUCUUGAAUCAUAACGCUUAUACAGUUGUUGCUAUCGAAUCUAUAAAUUUUUGCCCAGCAGCAGGCAUUGCAUGGAAUGCAAUGGCAACCAAUGCCCUACAAGUGGCAACUAUCAACAGUAUUGGUGACUUCAUACUCUUUCUGGGCAAAGUUCUUGUUGCAGCUCUUAGUGGCCUCAUUGGCAUAUUCGUGCUGAAGGAUCGUCCUGGACUAAAUUUCUAUAUGGCGCCAGUAAUCUUUAUAAUAAUUUUCUCAUUUUUCAUAGCACACAUAAUAUUGACACUUUUUGAGAUGGUAGUUGACACACUAUUUUUAUGUGUUUGUGAAGAUAAAACAAUCAAUGGGCGUGGCGGUCGUUGGGCACAAAGUAAUUUGGCCAAAUUAGUUGGCGAAGAACCGUUGCAACCUGGCGAAGAACCACCAAUUCAAGUAGUGGAAAUGAUGCCUAUCAAUAAGGAACCAUUCAGCAUGACCAGAAUGCCGAGCACAGAUGUUGUUGACGGUAUUACACAGUAGAUAAUUUGUAGUAUGAUUAUAAUCAACAUUCGUUGCGACGGAAAGUAGCCAUUCGACAGGACUAAAUCACGCACAGGCCUUUAUUGCAGUAAAGUAAAAUUGAGUCAAAACAUACCUCAACUUUGCAAAAUAAACUCAAUUAAGCGAUUCGGCAAAUAACAACGCAUAUUUAUAUUAUAAGAUAUUUAUUACCGUGCAUUCUCUUGAAAAAAAUAUUCACCAUAAAUGUAAUAUUUUUCAUUCACUAAGAUAAAUUACGAUGCAUA